Doryrhamphus excisus (bluestripe pipefish) is the source of this 2621-nucleotide messenger RNA. RefSeq names its product homer scaffold protein 1 (gene homer1). Lineage: Eukaryota; Metazoa; Chordata; Actinopteri; Syngnathiformes; Syngnathidae. The record is from RefSeq and is a predicted model, not a curated record. Gene Ontology annotation, biological process: G protein-coupled glutamate receptor signaling pathway. Gene Ontology annotation, molecular function: G protein-coupled glutamate receptor binding.
CCUUAAGCCGCCUACUGAGCAUCCGAGGAGGAGGCGGCGGGAUGAAAUGAGGAGGAGGGGGAGGCUGAUGCGGGUCCGGCUAUGAUGGAGCAUCCAUAGAUUAUAUAUUUUAACAGACGGAAAGUUUUUUUUUAAUGUAACGCUUUAGCUCACCACGUGACAUCCGGUAUCGUUUAUCGCCUCUGAAAGGCAGGACCAUUGGACUUGCCUUAGAACCUGUUGGAAGAUUGUCGAAACAUCGAGAACAUCACCACUGAGUAGACUAAACCCCUUAAUAUGUGGUGCUAUAUUUAAUUAAGCUAGCACAACAGCAACCUAGCUAGCAACGCUUUUAUAUUUAGGUUAAUUUUUCUCUCUUCGUUCGAAAAGUUUCUUCAAUUCGGCUCGGAGUGCCAAAACCAGUCCAGUCCUUAGCCGAGCACAAGCCCGGAGUACGUUGAUCCUUGUUAGCCCCAUGCUAGCCGAAGCUAGCAGGCGCUAUCAUUGGCUGCUUUUAGCUAGCUCGGAGCUCUCGGUCAUCAUCUUCACCACCAUCAUCAUCAUGCACGUUCAGGCGCGUUUGCUCCGGUGAAGCUUCGCACGUCACCGACAUGCACCCACGGCCGCCGACACGUCAGACCAUGUCGGAGUGAAACCUGCGCCGGAGGCACAACGAGAGGGGCGGCUGCAGAGGGAGUAGCUGCACCAAGCAACCAACCAGCAACAAUGGGCGAGCAGCCCAUCUUCAGCACGCGGGCCCACAUCUUCCAGAUCGACCCGGCCACCAAGAAGAACUGGGUGCCUACCAGCAAACACGCCGUCACCGUGUCCUACUUCUUUGACAGCACCAGGAACGUGUACCGCAUCAUCAGCCUGGACGGAUCCAAGGCCGUCAUCAACAGCACCAUCACCCCCAACAUGACCUUCACCAAGACCUCCCAGAAGUUUGGCCAGUGGGCCGACAGCCGGGCCAACACCGUCUACGGCCUGGGCUUCUCGUCCGAGAGCCACCUCAGCAAGUUUGCAGACAAAUUUGCCGAGUUUAAAGAGGCGGCGCGGCUGGCCAAGGAGAAGUCCCAGGAGAAGAUGGAGCUCAGCGGCACGCCCUCUCAGGGCGGCGCUGUAAAAAGGAGCGUGUCACCCGCCGUCAAACACGUUAUAAAGAAGGAGCCCGUCGCCGCUCCCCCACUGUCACCUUUGACCUCCGAGAGGGUGAACGGCACAGAGGACGAGAGGGCGGCGACUGAGGCGCCUCAGCCCAGUGAGGCCAGAGGAGGAGCAGAACCUUCCCACAAUGCACUUCCCUUCUCUCACAGUUCACCCGGCAUCAGCAAGCACUGGGAGGCGGAGCUAGCGGCGCUGAAGGGCAACAACGCCAAGCUAACGGCGGCGCUGCUGGAGUCCACCGCCAAUGUCAAGCAGUGGAAGCAGCAGCUGGCUGCCUACCAGGAGGAGGCCGAGCGGCUGCACAAACGGGUGACAGAGCUGGAGUGCGUCAGCGGCCAAAGCACCACGGCGAGGUCGGACAAGACGGAGCUGAACCGCACCAUCGAGGAGCUGGAGGAGGCGCUGAAGGCCAAGGAGGACGAGUUGGAGCGUCUGAAGAUGGAGAUUCAGAGUGCCAACCAGUUUCACUCUCAAAGAGACUCCCUCGCACACAAACUACAGGCCGUGGAGCUGAGGAACCAGGCGCUGGAGGCCCAGCUGGACGAGCUGGAGCAGCGCGUGGAGGCCGACCAGCGUGAGAGGGACGUCUUCCGCCAGAGUCUGCGCUCGCUGCUGCAGCUGCUGGACGGCAAGAUCUUGGAGCUGAGCGAGCUGAGGGAGGCUCUGGCCAAGCUGCUGGAGUGCAGCUAGGAGCCUCGCCGCCGCCGCCAUGUUUACACCGUCUGUUUGCCACGCCCACUCGGAUCCUUUACAAGAGCCAAGUUGAAGCGUCUCGGAUCCGUCUUGCCUUCCUGAAACGUUUGGACUUUUCGCUUCUUCGGUCGUUGAACUGUUUUUGUUUGAAAGACUCGCUCUGAUAUCGACAUCAGCCAAAUGAACCAAUCAGGCGCCAGGGCUUGAGCCAAUUGAGCCGCGGUACGCUAUUUUCUGGUCGCACACACGAGGGCGACAACGAGCAAUACAAAGAGGACGCUUUAUCCAGCCACUUUCAGGUACUUUCUUUAAAGAAAAAUCAUUCUGGUGCACUUGUUUAAAAAAAAAAAAAAUAAGACUAAACUUUGUUUUUCUCCUUGUUGCCACUUGAAGUGCAAUGAUUGAUCAUCUCUGGUACUUGUGUGUUUUUUUUUAUUACUAUUUAAAAAAUGGCAAUAUUUUCCACUAUUUAUCAAGAUUUGUUUUUUGCCAAAUGUUAUCCAAAUGUUUUUUUUUUUUUGCUGAUGUUGCCUUUUGGUGCAGGGAUGCAUCACUGGUAGCGUGUGAGUCUUUUUUUUUUCUUUUCCCUUUUGUCGUGGGAUUUUUUUUUCUUCCUCUUGCCAAAAAUGAGAAACACUUUUGCUAUCAAGGGCUCGUCAUCAGUUUGAGAGGGAUGACUAUUUGAAUAAAUUAAUGUAAAUGCUUACACAGUUGGAACUUUUCAGUUUCUAGUAAAAGUGAACCAAAUUAAAUAAAAUAAUUUUUGGAAAAAAAAAACUUUU